GCGGCUCUGGACCAUAUCCGGAGCUAUGUGUCUUCGACCUGGACGCGUGUCUGUGGGACAAGGAGAUGUAUGAGAUGGAGGCCAUACCAGACGACAGCGACGUCGUCACAGGGGACCUCCGGGGACGCGGCGAAGGUGUCACUGGCGUCAUGAGCGGAUCGGACAAGAUUUCGUUGCACAAAGGAGCACUGAAAGCCUUGCAAAAUCAUGCUGAUGGCAAGUAUCCCAACAUGAAAAUCGCUGUUGCCAGCAGUGCCGAUACUCCCUUCGCCGAGAAAGUUGGGCGGAAGGCGCUUUCGCUUCUGGAGGUGAUUCCUGGCCUGACAGUCUGGCAGCUCCUCCUAAAGGACUGGGAUGGGAAAGACGUGAACCAGAUCGGCCGCCAGCCACCCUUGUCCUCCAACAAGGCCCAGACCCACUUCCCUCGACUGAAGGAAGCUACGAGCGUGCCUUACGACAGAAUGCUUUUCUUCGAUGACUGCCUUUGGGGGGACCAUUGCGGCAUGGUUGCGCAGUCCUGCCGGGAGGCAAAUGGCAAAGGCGUGGUGACUGUCAGGACUCCCAGUGGGCUGGGCGAGCGUGAGUGGGAUCGCGGCCUGAAGAUGUACGCAAAUGCCCAGAGGUGA
Messenger RNA from Symbiodinium pilosum, 626 nucleotides. The record is from the annotation of a GenBank genome assembly. Lineage: Eukaryota; Dinophyceae; Suessiales; Symbiodiniaceae.